Molecule: messenger RNA, 675 nt
Organism: Aspergillus ibericus CBS 121593
Lineage: Eukaryota; Fungi; Ascomycota; Eurotiomycetes; Eurotiales; Aspergillaceae
Exons: 3
Coding region: 1-675 (224 amino acids)
Biological process (GO): protein phosphorylation
Molecular function (GO): ATP binding; protein kinase activity
Source: RefSeq, a predicted model, not a curated record
AUGGAGUUCGAUGAUGUUCAACCGUCCGAAAUCGCCUUCCAAAAGAAGCUUUUUUCGUCGAGGUUCUCCGUCAUAUUCCUCGUCGUGGUGCGAAACGUGACCUGUGUCAUGAAGGUGGUAAGUCAACUCGGUCCAGGACCGUAUUAUGAACCGGAUGAUCGUGAAUUGGACAUCCAUGUCAUGGAAUCUACUGCCUAUCAUCGGUUGAAGGCUGCCGGAGUUUGUGACCGUGGCCUGGUGCCGGACUUUUUCGGAUCGAUGAGAAAGUUUGACCCUGCGCCAUACCAGCCACAUCUAAAGAUGUUCAUGGAGGAUGAAUAUCCUCCCAGUGCGAUCUUCUUGGAGUAUAUACCGAACCUUGAGAUGAUCACCAUUCACAACUACACGCCCCAACGGAUGGAGAAUCUGAUUCGAAGUAUCAAAGAGAUUCACAAGGCAUUUGUGCUGCACCACGACCCGAAACCCCGGAAUAUGAUGGUGGUCAAAGAUGACCCUGAGCGGGUGAUAUGGUUGGAUUUUGAUCGAGCAAGGACCUUUGAUGGGGACCUCGUCACGGAUGCCCAGAGGCAGUUAUUGGACGAGGAAUUGGAGAUGGUGACAUGCUUGCAGCAGCUUCUGGAAGCGGACUGCAAGAAAGGGAGACUGGAAGAAGCAUACAUUCUCUACUGCACUUGA